AUAACACCAAACACUUCUCAACAGGGAUAACACGUUAUUAUUUCAUUGUGCAUCCAACCGCAGUUCGUAAAACACGCUCGAAAUGUUACGGCUACUCAUAUUUGGAUUUCUGCUAUCUACGAUACAUACAUAUCCAGUCAAUGACGAGGAAUUAAUUGGUGACGAUGAAACGAAGAAAACAAAAGAAAUUGAUGACUUAAAACAGAUAUUAAACGACCUUUCAUACAUAAAUAACUUUAAAAAUAUGAUGGCGGAUUACGUAAAAUCACAGUACAACGAUUUAACGGUACAUGAUAUGGAAAAAAUUGAAGAGUAUCUUGAAGAUUUCUGUCACGAAUUCGCGAAAGAUUUGAAAAAUAUACUCGAUAAUGUUGAUAAUUUCAUUGAAAUCGAAAAAGUCAAUGACGGUCUACCGGAUUCAACGUUUGCGGAUGUAACAAAUUGUAUUAAAAAUGAACUGCCCAAUAUCAAAGAUGAAACGGCCGAACGAGUGACGAACGUGUUGAGAAAGAAUAUAUACAUAACAAGGCAGAAAAUUGAUGAAGUUAUACGAAAUUCCCAAGCAGCGGCUAUUCAAAACUCUUAGACUUUAUAAUAAAACGCUACAUAUCUCUAACGUUUUACGGCGUUGUUACUACGAGUGAAAUAAUUGUUAGGCCUGUGCUUAUUCUAAACACUCUGUAUUUACAAUUUUUUUUUUAAUUAUAAUCUUAUUUUUUAA
Melitaea cinxia (Glanville fritillary) is the source of this 721-nucleotide messenger RNA. RefSeq lists its product as uncharacterized. The coding region runs from base 83 to 586 and encodes 167 amino acids. The transcript is spliced from 2 exons. NCBI's taxonomy places the organism in Eukaryota, Metazoa, Arthropoda, Insecta, Lepidoptera, Nymphalidae. The record is from RefSeq and is a predicted model, not a curated record.